AUGGAAGAAGAAAUCAUCACAUUGAGCAGCGAUGAAGAAAUGGAAGAAGAAGCUGAAGACGAGCAAAAUGUCUAUGAAAUGGAGCAAAUUUGCGAUGUCCGAUAUAUUAAUAAGCAGCUUCAAUUCAAAAUAGCUUGGGUUUCUUCAAUCGAAACAACUUGGGAACCAGAAUCGAGUUUCAUAGGACCUGAGAGCAUUCAAAUGCUUGAACAAUUCAAAAAUGCGAAUAAAGCAAGGAUCGAUGCAUUUAUAGCUGGUCCAGAAAAACGAAAAAGGAAAACAGUGGUUGAAGUGGAAAAUGAAGAGGAAGAAGAAGAUGAAAGUAAUGAAUCGGGAAGUACAGAAGAGGUAAGAGUUCGGUGAAAAAUUUUCAAAUAUUUGAAAAGUAAACAGGAUUCACUUUUGGCGCCAAGAGAAUUAACUGAAGAGGAUAAUUUUUAUGGUAGACCUGUGAAAGAAUUACAAGGAGAAAGCAAACGAUUAUUUGAUCCUACACACAGACAAACUACAACUGAUUUGGUAACUUACCAUUUUUCUUCGCUUUUUGUGUUUGUGUUCCUUAAUCAGCUAACACCUUUUCUGUAAAAUGCACGGGCGAAAAAUAUUUUUUUUUCGAAAUGAAUGACACGUGGCGUGGAAAAUGUCCUUUUUUCGCAUGUAAAAACUGAACUUAUUUAGCGAUACUGAUGUUUGAAUUUCAGCUUUUGGCAAAUAUCAGUGGAAAUGGAAGAAUUUCGAGAAGCAAAGCGGCCGAAUUGAAGAAAACCGCGAGUGAUUAUGGAAGUGGAGGAGAAAGUCGAUCACAAACACCAUCGAAACUUGAGAUUGUUCCUCCGCCGCCAAUUUUAGAAGUGGAAGAAACAAAACAAGUGAAACAGAAAACACCUCCAAAGAAAAGAGGAAGAAAAAAGAAAGAAGAAACUGUAAUUCCUGUUGAACCGCCAAAGAAACCUAGAAUUCCGAAAAAGAAACCAGAAAAAGAAAAAGUCACGCGAGAUCUCGAUGUUUUUGAUGCGGAAGAUGAACCAACAGUUUCAAGGAAACGUGUUAUGAUUGAUGAAGAUGAAGAUGAUGAAAUCACCAGGCAACGAUCAGAAUCUCCAACAACUCAAAAACCAAAAUAUUAUGCAAAUCGAAACGAUGAUGAAGAUGAAUCUGAAGUAUUAUGGGAAUUGAAAAUAAUGAAAGUCAGCAAAGCAGAUCCCGAGAAAAAUAUCAAAAAUAUCAUUGAAAAUAUGGAUUGCAAAAAAGGCAGACUGAUCGAUGCAAUUUUACGAGAAGAUUUGAUGUCUGCGAGAAUGAUAAGUAGAAAAAUGAGUAUUCCUGAGAUUCAUGAUGUGGUUCUUCAUUGGAAAGAUCAAUAUGGAAAACCGCUUUUGCACACAGUAAGUUUCUAUUGCUGUGAGUGAAAUAAUUAUUUAAAUUUGAAAAAUUUCAGUUGAUCAAUUCGUCAAGACCGAAUUUGAACGGAAAAAGUACAACAUUGGCAACAAUUCGAUUCGUUUUAUCGUAAGAUUUUGUUUUCGUGACCAAAAAAAUCAACAAAAAAGAUUUUCAGCGUCGCUCGUCAAUUUAUUUUCUGUGUUCGUGACGAUAGUGAAAAUAUCGCAAUGCAUGAAGCAGUUCGAACAAGAAACUUCAACAUUGUUAAACUUUUGGCGAACAGCGGAUCGAAAUUAAUGGAAUUGAAUAAGAAAAAACAAUCGCCAUUUGAUUUGGCGAUUUUGAGCAAAGACCUGCGAAUUAUUGAAUUUCUAUUGAAUCGAGGUGUCACUUAUCAUCAUUUAUUACGAAAAAUUCCAGUUACACCAAUCAGGUAAGCUAUUUUUUUAUUUUUUUUCAAAUUUAAUUAUUUAUUAAAAAUAUUUUCAGCGAAAUCGUUCAUUCAAAUCCUCCAAUUUGGCAAAUGAUCGAUAAAAAGAACAAAUCGUUGGAACGAGAUUUGCAGAGAUGUCGAAGAAAACUUUAUCGAGGGUAUAUAUUUUUUAUUUUUUAAUCUUGAAUUUCACAGAUUUUUACAGACGACUUCAAGAUAUUUGCGUAGUUUCGGAUAUUAUGAUUUCUCCACGACAUGAUGAUAAUGACAUCAAAUUUGAGGUGAGUUUCAUCUCAAGCGGUGUAUUUUACCACCAAAAUAUUUUUUCAGUUUGAAUAUAAUGCUUCAAGUCCGAAAAACGAUGAUCAAGGACAUUUCUUGAUUUUAUUACCGGUUUUCUAUAGUUAUACACAUAAUCGAUGGAUUGCAUCUCCAAAUACGAUGAAACUGAGAGAUCCUCCAGUUUUAAAUGAGAGAUGGUUGACGCAUGCGCAGAAUCGAAGGAAUCCAAAUAUUUUUUAUGCUGUGCCACUGUUAGGAAAAAAUGUUUUGGAGAUUCAUAUGUCCAAUACAAAUUGGUAAGAUUUUAUUUUUUUUGUUGUAGUUCAAAAAAAUCAAUCAAUAAUUUUAAGGGAUCGAGAAAUGGCAAUAACUGCACAUUUGGCUCGAUACGAAACUGUCAAAACUCCUCCGCCUACAGCUCCUUCAAAUCAACCAUCAACUAUUCCGCCACCACGUAAACCUUAUAAUGCACCAUCUUCCUCAUUCCAACCAAAUCGUCCAAAAACAUACAGUAAUUAUAACCAGAAAAAAUAUUAG
Molecule: messenger RNA, 2635 nt
Organism: Caenorhabditis angaria
Lineage: Eukaryota; Metazoa; Nematoda; Chromadorea; Rhabditida; Rhabditidae
Source: the annotation of a GenBank genome assembly